AUGGUGCCACAUCCUGUUCCAGUCCCUCCGGGUUGCCCCUUCACCUUGGCGCACAUACCCUUUGGCAUUUUCAGCACAGUGGACAAUGCCGAGAGACGGGUUGGCGCAGCCAUAGGAGACCAUGUGGUGGAUAUUUCUGUUCUCGAGCAGUCAUCCUUCCUGGACGAUAUAGGCCUGCACCACCUUAUAACGGACUUGCGCAACAGCCCCAUCGGCCGCCACGACGACCUUGGUGGGAUUGCCGCGUUGCCAGCACAGGCAAGGUCCCAAUUGCGACAUGGUCUACAGUCCUGGCUCGGCAAUAGUGCAUCACCACUAUUCGCCGAUGCCUCCCUGAACGAGCGUGCAUUUGUGUCUCGAGCGGCUGCCACGAUGCAUCGUCCCUUCAACAUUUCAAAUUUUACCGAUUUCAUGUGCGCCGAUGUGCAUGUCGACAAUUGCAGCAGGCUUGCCGGAGCAGCGACACCACCGAGUCACUAUGCCAUGCCCUUGGGUUACAACGGCAGAGCCUCGUCAGUCGUGAUAGACGGCGAGCCGGUCCACCGCCCACACGGGAUGGUGCGAGAUCCGCAAACCUCCUCGAUAUCGUUCCAGCAGAGCCAGAGGGUGGACUUUGAGUCCGAGAUUGGCCUCUUCGUCUCGCAGCCGCUCCCCCGUGGCAGAACCAUCAGCGCCGACGAGGCCAGCGACUAUAUAUUUGGCAUCGUCUUGCUCAACGACUGGUCUGCCAGAGACGUCCAGUUCGCCGAGAUGACACCCCUCGGUCCCUUCAACGGCAAGGCAUUUGCCACAAGCAUCUCGCCGUGGGUGACUACCCUCGACACCCUCCAAGGGUCUAAGUGUGCGUCUCCUGCAGUCGACCUUCGCAAGGGAGGGUCGACAGGCGCGGCGCACUUGAGGCACAGCGACGAAAAGUCCACGUGGGAUCUGGAGUUUGAGGUAUCGGUCUCCAGUAAGUGCAAAUCGGUCUCGGGGAAAACCCACAAGGCAAGGGCAUGCCAGGCAUUGAUCCAUGCUGUGGCCUUAGUGGAGAAGAUUUAGGCGUGCUAGCAAGAUGCAAACCUCUACACGGAGAUACCUGCUCAGGUCGAUACGAUUUCGCCAUGCUGGAAAUGGACCCGAACUGUGACAGCUCAUGAGCAGGACGACGUACGCUGUUGAAGUCUGCCUCCGAAUCACGCUCCACAAUCUUGUCAGCAAUUUUGCAGAGCUUUAUGUACUCAAAGUCCAUAGGUUCAUACGGU
Molecule: messenger RNA, 1244 nt
Organism: Microdochium trichocladiopsis
Lineage: Eukaryota; Fungi; Ascomycota; Sordariomycetes; Xylariales; Microdochiaceae
Exons: 3
Coding region: 1-1041 (346 amino acids)
Biological process (GO): homogentisate catabolic process; L-tyrosine catabolic process; L-phenylalanine catabolic process
Molecular function (GO): fumarylacetoacetase activity
Source: RefSeq, a predicted model, not a curated record